AUGGAGAAGACUGGGCCUAGCCCACGUCAUGUUUUGACUCGUCAUCUGCACUACUGCGGCUGCGUAUUGGUCAAACAAAACAAAAUGGCGACCAUCAACUUCGAUCAACUAAAGGUAAUUUAAAAUAUGUAUUUCUUCUGCUGCAAUUAUUUACUGCAAACGGCUUGAGCAUCUUCUCUAAGCUACUACGUUUUCUUUCAGGCACAGAUAAAUAAGGCGCUGGGUGAUUCUUCGGUGGUAGUGAAGUUUUCUUGUGCGACUGUAUGUCUUCUCUACUGUUUGACUUUCAUUGAUUCAACUGUUUAUGCUGCUUUAGCUGUUACUCCUGGAUAGUAAGUUACACGUGUGAUGAAUUUUACUAAUUUUACUUUGGUUAAGAUUUCCGCGCAUCUCCAUACAUAUAUUAUGCAUACAUGUUUCGACUCUAUUCAUAUGAUGAUAGUGCCUUAAACCUUUUUGUGCAGUAAUUUCAUACUAUUAUCCAAAAUAUGUAGUAUGAAAUUGCUGCAUGCAUGAUAAAUGUGUGGAGUUGUCUGGAAAUCUUAAUACCUCAUUUCGUAGCACUCAGCUUUAUCAUAACAAGCUUUAUUGAUUCACCAAGUUUUUGAAUUUGUCUUGACCAUGCCCAUAAUAAGUCUAUUUCGUUUCCCAUCUCCCAACUGGGAUUUUUGGAAAGGUAAAAAAAACAACAACAACAAGCAAAGAAAAAAUUCUACAUACACUGUCUGGAAAGGCAAAAUUUAAAUGCCUAGCUAUCGUAGCAUAGAACUCAAUGAGAUCUUGCACACCAUGUGCAAAGAUAUUUGCUGCCAAUUGCAGCACAUGAUAACUGAACUACUGGACUGCAAAUAGGAAAGUUUCUCAGUGACAUUCGAUGGUUCCUUUAUGCUGAAUACAAAUACUAAGUCUUACAAUGUGCAUUGAUGCUGUGUAAGUCUUCAUCUGGUUUUCUACUGGUUUUCCCAUGAAAUGACAUCUGAGGAAUGAAUCAACCAAUCAGAAGCACUCCCAGAUCUGAGAAGUGACACAUCAUCAGUUUUGAAUUUCUGCAGUCGUUUCUGAGAGUUAAUUUUGUGGGAUAAAAUGGUGUCUGUUUUCUCAGGUUAAAUGCUGUCCAGACUGUGCUAAAUCCACAUUGUCAGUUUAAUAAAAGGAAAAAACGUCUUUUCAAGACUUUAUUUUGAAGAACAGUUGCUCCUAAAUUUCAGGUUUUAUAACUUAUGCUAACUACAGUCAACACUUGCCUUGCGGACACCUCGCUAUUGCGGACGUUCACUAUUACGGACAAAAUUCAGAUUUCUGGCCAAAUCUAUAGGGGUUUGACUGGAAAUGACUCCCGCUAUUACAGACUUACGGACACUUUUUUGGUACUAAAGUGACAAUUUUAUUGUUCUGACUUUCGAUUAAGUGGACAUGCUGUACUUCUCAUACAACAUAAUUAUGUAAAGUUACAGUCUGCUGUUCAUCAUUUGCCAAAGUACAUUUCAAAAGAUUCAGUUUCACAUCAAUAAAUUACCGGUAUUCCUAAAAUUGUUUGCACAAUCACUGUCCUCACUUCUUCACUUGAGCUUGCACUUUUGUCUUCCUGGCUCUUUGGGAGUCUGAGCUCAAGCCCUCGUGUUCCAUUCUCAACGACUGCCUAGCAGUUUCUGUACUGCUGUUAGGUUUGUUCAGUCUUGCAAGAUAUUUUGGGUUACCACAACAUGGGCAAGUGUUACUUAAUUGUGCUGUUAUUUGCAUAUAAGUAGCACAUUUAACACACAUUAAAGAUUUAAGAAAACCUUACAAACGUAGUUCACGUUAUUUGUAAUGUUAUUGUAUGUUAACAGCACUUUUUUUUCGCCCGCCCCACUAUAACCGACUCUUGCUAUUACGGACAUAAAACCACGGUCCUGAGGGUGUUCGCAAUGACGGGAGUUGACUGUAUUNGACUGCCUAGCAGUUUCUGUACUGCUGUUAGGUUUGUUCAGUCUUGCAAGAUAUUUUGGGUUACCACAACAUGGGCAAGUGUUACUUAAUUGUGCUGUUAUUUGCAUAUAAGUAGCACAUUUAACACACAUUAAAGAUUUAAGAAAACCUUACAAACGUAGUUCAUGUUAUUUGUAAUGUUAUUGUAUGUUAACAGCACUUUUUUUUCGCCCGCCCCACUAUAACCGACUCUUGCUAUUACGGACAUAAAACCACGGUCCUGAGGGUGUUCGCAAUGACGGGAGUUGACUGUAUUGGUUACUUAUCGUGCUGAAGUUACAUUGUAUUGAUGUAUGAGGGUUAAUUGCUAUGCUCAGGUGCUGAACAUGUUUUCUUACAGUUACUGUACAUGUCUUUCUCAGGUUUAUGUGUAGAAGAAUUGCAUUGUGUUAGUAUCUAUAUGCUUUUAGUUUCCCAUAGGUUUUUUAACCUUUUUUUAUUUUUGUUACACAUACAGCUGUAGAAUGUAUUUUAAUUUUCCUUUUUUCUUGUUUUCUUCAGCAUUAUUCCACCUCAUUUUAGAGUAUGGACAUUAAUUACAGGAGGUUUUACAGAGUAUAGAAUAUGGAAUGUAAGUGCCUGCUUUCAACCUAACCAUUUUAAAGAUUGAAUCACCAAAAUCAUCUCUAAAAAUAACCUGUGUUUUCAGUAGCAUCCUAUUAUGCAUCCAUUGAACCAUGAUUUAUGAGGUGGUCAUAUUAAAGGGGUUGCAAUAGCCUUUCUGAUCUUAAUUUUCAAGAUAUAACACAUACUACAUUGCACUUGAACUCCUUGUAUUUACUUUAAAUGAGAUUCAUAAUUAUUUUUAAAAAGAUCAAUCAUGAUACUUUUUACUUGUUUUGAUACAUCUCAAGUCUUUGUUAGUUUAAUAAUACUUUGAAAAUACUGUUUGUACAAGUUAUAACAACCAAGAGAAGCAUGGCUCCAUAACUGUGUAACCAUGAGUACAUGAAAAAAUUGAUAACAAUGAAAAGAACAUACUUAAAACAAAGUUCUGACUAAUGGUAGGCACACUGCUAAUUCCAGCUUGCACAAGAAUUGUUGCCUCCUUCCUGCAAACAAUAGUUUCUAUACAUGCUUACCGGUAACUUAUGUCAUUUGUACAGAGAGUAGUUUUUUUCAUGUGUUGACAAAGUCAUGCAAAAGUGAUGCCAUUUUGCUGAUAAGUUGUUCUUGUACAACACCAUUUAACUACAUAUAGCUGGCACAGUUUGAGCAACAGUUUCUUGUCAUCACUUUUAGAGGUUAAGUCACCAUAACCACAUGUAUUUUUAAUGGUUUUGUCUGUUUACAGUAAAUGUGAUUUUUAAAAUAAAAUUUUUGACAAAAACAGUGCAUGCUUUAUAUACAAACAUCACCCUCUUUCAAACUGAGACAAACUUGAAAAAAAAAAGUGAGCUGCAGUUAACAUGUACCUGAGUAAAAUCCAUGAAAUAAAUUAAGACCCCUCUUGAGUUUAUUCCCAUCCAUGCUUCUUCUGCACUUUUUGGUAAUAUUUCUUUUUAACGUCAAGUGCUUGUUUUUGUUUUUUUUCAGGUGCUAAUAGAUAUUGCAGUGCUUGUGCUUUGUGGUCAGCUACUUGAACCCCUGUGGGGAGCACUUGAAUUUCUGGUAAAUACACUGAAGAUCUAGUUAAUAUGCGUGAUGUAAACACAGGUGAAAGUGAAAGAUCAAGCACAAGAGAUUUUCAUACAUCCAAUGCUAGAAUAGUAAGAUGGGUACUUGAGCAUCCUGUUUCCCCAAGUGAUGAAAAAACCUUGCACUUCUGUUUGCAGAGGGUACAAUGUAGUUUACAUUUUUUGUCCUUCCUUGGUCACAUUUUCUUUAUCCACUUGCUUUUGCAAACAAAUUUUAUUUUAAAUAACUGAAGUCUAUCUUGUGUAAACAGAGGGUAACUACAGUAAAGCAGACAGCCUUCCAGCAAAUUUCGUCGGCCAAAGGCAGCUGUGUCAAUGUUGUAGUUAAAUUUUAUCCUUGAUUAGAUGUUGUCCUUUUUUUUUCAAACUCUUUAUGUUCCCUAUUAACCAUUCGUGUACCCAAAUCACGGGGAAAUAAAGUAAAUUAUUUAAAACUGGAACAAAUCUAAGCUACAACAUUUAUAUCAUGAUAUCAACUUUUUGUUUGAUGUGUACUUCUGGGCGUUGUUAGAGUUUACAAAAACAUUUGUGUGUGUCCAAAUGUAAAUAAAGCAAGUAAAUAUUUUAUGUUUUGCCUAUGUAACAUCAUGUUAUCUCAGAGUCUUGCUUUCUUCUCUUCCUGACCUACAAUGUAAUCUUGUUGAUUAUUAGUCUAACUUGCAUAAGUAGCAAUCUGCAAUCUGCAGCGCGUUUUUCGUCAUAUUUAGGACACAAAAGGGGUGGUCAUUGUGCCAGGCAUUCUUAGCAGAGACUGUGGAAACUGAGAAUAAGAAUCGUUGCAUGAUCGAAGCCACGCAUGUUUUGCGAAGAAAGCUUAGGAAAGAUUAAAUUUAGAGCUUUUCCGAAACAUGCCAGUCCACAAAUUCUAUCGCUUCAAAUCAUUGAUUACUUUGGAACAAGUGAACACUACUGAGUGGUCAAAAAAAAAUAAGAAUCUUAAUUAGCAAAACUGCAAAGGUCGGGUGUUGUAAACUUUGAUUGUAUGCAAGUGGAUCUUGUGGUGAGAAUGCGGUUUAUUUUUGGCAAUGAUUGAAAUGACGUGCCAUGUAAAUCACUUUUUGAUCUCUAGCAAUGAUGUAAUUUCUGUGGAAUUGAGGCCCUAGAAUUUUUGUGUAUUUAUACAUGCAUAUACUAUAGCCUGCGACUGCAGAUGUAUUUCCCGUCGUCGCUAACACUCGUACUACAGCUGUACACUGUAAAUCUAUUCAGAAACAAGUAAAAAGUAAAUAUCCUGAAGAAUACUCAACGUCGCUGAAGUAGGAAGUAAAUAAAAAACCUUUGGUGAGUAAAUCCUGUUUCGUGUUGAAUUAAUCGCCUCCUCAUUUCUCUAUCUAAUCUCCAAGCAAGCGAGACUGAAUGCUGCUGUAAGAACGUUCUUGUUGUUAAUUAAUGGAAGGAUUUUUUUAAUGUAAGCCAUCUGUCUCAAUGAUUACUCUCUUAGUGCCAAUGCAAAUUUGUAAACAAACUGUUUAAAGGUAUAAAGUACUAUACCCUGAAUUCAAUUUUGAUUCAGAUUGCCUAUUUUUUUCUUUGUAGAAAUUUGUAUUAAUCUUAGAUGUAGGAACCUCACUGCUAGCGUCAGCUGUCUGUGUUUUUGCUUAUGUUGCGACAUUUGACACACAAAUGUGGUAAGUCUUAAAGUAUUCAUAUAACUACAUUUAUAAUUAGUGGGUAUGUAUUUGCUGGACAUGACUUAGUUUUGUUGAGUUUGUUACAGUUAUGAGAAUAAACAUCUCUCUUUUAAAGGCCUCCCAUCCAUUGAAUGCAGCCCUGCUAUUAGAUCAUUUACAGGAACAAUAUUGUGUUUUCGUCUUACUUAUAACUUUUUUGUAUCUGUAGGUUUCUACAGUUUAGUGGAAUGACAGGAAUUUUAUCUGGUAUGAUGGUUGCUUUUAAACAAAUUAAACCUGAGCAAGAAUUAGGAAUGUCUUCUCUUGGUCUUCGCGUCAAGGUUGGUUUGCAGUAAUUAAUUAAUGUAUCUGUCCGCCCCAUGAAAGACCUGGGUACCAUGUUAGGUUUGAAAUAAAAGAUUAUUUCACCUUGUUCAUGAAUCAUUUUUUUUAUAAUGGGUGACACUAAUGGUUAGAUAUAUUUUACGCCAUUUACGGUAGGACAUACAUUGUAUCUGAUGUGUUUCUUUUCUGUUCUUUUUUAAGUUCAUGUUGAACAAUAAUAAUUUGUUAUUUUACUUUUAUGUGCUCUCUCUGGGGUCUUUGUAGGGUUUUUGCCUAAAUAUGAAAGCAUUUUUAUGAAAUUUUAAAGGACAAAAAAUUUCCACCGACUGGUAAUAAGUGAAAUUGAAGGAUUGAAAUCUAAAGUUCUUGAUGUUGCACUUGAAAAGUGCUACAGCAUAAGCAAAUAACACAGCUUUCAUGAAAAACUGAUUAACAGUCCAUGAAUAUAUGUCUCACUUAAAUAAUCUACAAAUGAACUAUAUAAGAAAAUCAUUAACUUAGAAAUGAACAUUUAGGCUUUAUUCUAUAUUGUGAGUUCUGCAAAAUAGUGCAUGCCAGAUGUGCCACCCAUAUUUUGUUUGUUUGUCUGUUUUUUUUUGUCACUUAAGUCAUAGAUUUUUGUUCACACUCUCAAAAGUUAGGGGAAUAUCACCAUGUCAAUUAUGAAAGUGUCUCCAUAGUAAUUAUGACACUGAAGUAAAAGUGUUAAUCACUUGUAAUAUAUUUGUACAGUAUUAUACAGUAUGUAACCUGUAUUAAGUAGACCUCUAUAAACAGUCACUUGCUAAAGCCCCAGAGUUACUGUAAAACUGACCUGUAUUAAGCGGUCGCAGUCACCUCUUCAGAGGAGUUAUUUUUAAUUUCUUCACCUCUAUUAAAUAGUCACUCUGACAAGAUGUACCAUACUACUGUAAUGCAACAGAUAAACUGUGUUUGGCAGUUAGUGGUCUUUUACAAGAAGAGGUACACUUUAGACUCACUUUGAGGUCAGUCUGACACCAUCUUCUUCAAUAUUUCAUUGUCUUGAUUAAGUCUUACGUUGGUCAAACCUGUAUUUAACAGUCACUGAGCUAUUCCCCAAGGGUAACCACUUUAUACAGGAUUGACUGUAGUCCUCCACACAAGUGGUGACAUUCAUUUUCAAGUUACAUGAUCCAGUUUGAUUCAAUUAUUGUUUUCUCUUUCAGCAUGUUCCAUCAAUAGUUGUCCUUGUUUACAGUAUUCUGUGUAUCAUCGGUAUCCUUCCUAUAAUUCUUCUGGUUAUGGUUUUAUCUGGUACUGUCAUUGGCUGGGUGUAUUUAAGAUUUUACCAGCCUCGUGGAAAAGGAGUCAAGGGAGACCUGAGUGAAGGCUUCUCCUGCGCAAGUUUCUUUCCGGAAGCUGCACAGUAAGCAAACUUUCAUUUGCAACGUUGGAUCGUUAUUAUGUCUCAUAUACAAACAUUUUGGUGCAUGGCACAAUGUAAAGGAGAGGUCUUCUUGAGGAGAAUAGGAGGCCUUCUCAAAUUACAGCUGUUGAACCCGUAUUCUCCAGACUCAGCAGCAAUGAUGGCCACUGUGGAAAAGUAAAAUAAGAGACGAAUUUAAUGCCCCUCACUUUAAAUUCGUCUGGUGUGAAAACGGGCCGCGUGAAAGUAGACGGUACCAUUGAAAAAAAAAGUUUUCUCAAAAACAAAAAAAACAAAGCACUGACCCCGUUUUGACGCACUUAACAGAAGACGUUUUACUUACCGUUUUUUGUACUGGACGUUAAUCAUCCUAAGAUGACUUUACUUCUCAGACGACUUUAACGUCUCUCGCAUAAAACCGGCAAAGGGACAGUAAGGGCUCUAGAGUUAAGUAACGGCGCACAACUUUUUCACCAAAGUAUCUCUCAGAGAUUUUAAGAUACCCGCGGAUUUUUAAGCUGGUGACAAAGUACCUCGACAGAAUGGUUUCAUCACUUUUAUUAAUUUCCUCUUUCUUUGUAAAAACAGAUCACCAGUUAACACACUUUCCACCAUUAUAUUUAACACUCUGGUCCGUCUGAAAGUGUGCCACAAACCGAUCAGAACGUAUGAUGUGGGAGCACCUUCAGCCAUUACAAUCAGCUUACCUGGAAUGGAUCCUGUUGAUGCUGAAAGAAGAAGGUACUGUGUACAAAACGUGUUCAGAUCGAUCCAUCGAACUUUGCGUCCUACGGGACGCAGGCCAUGAAUUAUUUUGCGUCUUUGGGGAUUUUUAUGCGUCAUGGACGCAGGACGCAGAUGUAACAAAAUCACCGCCGUGUUAACUCGAAUAAGCGCUACCCUUGAAUACAUGCCACAUUUGAAGCGCCAAAAAAACAAUUUUAAUAACCGCCGCAGUGCUUAUUCGAGUAAAUACGUUAUUAGCCUGUGGAAGGGGGAAUUCGAGUGCGUGAGAAGGGGAAGGGUGCGCCUGAAUUCCCUCCUUCCCCUUCCCCCGCCCCCCUUUUAAGGCCUUCUAUGCAGAAUCAUACGCUAUUCAGAUACAGACAUACCGUCAUUGACAUUAUAAAUAGUGUCACUGGAAAUCAGUAGUUUUGCCCAUAGUAAGUUAGUCCCCGCCCCAAGAGUAUGCCCUCUCCACUGUAUUUUAUUAGUUUCCCUUGGAUGGAAGUUUGAUGAGCUGAGACGUUAUGUGACUUGUGCAUAUGUUUUUAGAUCCCCCACUGAGUGGGUCUUCUACUUAUAUACACAUUUAUAUACCUCUUUGUUUCAGCCAUGACACGAAAAAGUCCGAUACACAUGUGUAUACCUCUGUCGUCGUUCUUUGAGCUUUUGAUCAAGCGUUCGCGAAAUGAGUCGUAGGCGAAACGACCGUAAAUCAUAACCCAUCUGGUUCAGUUUAUAGAGAUUGACUUAAGCAUUAUUAAGGGCUCAAAGAGUCCAUACAUAUCUUUCUGAAACGAUAACCUAAAGUUCUCGCUUUAUACUGUUAGGCAAAAGGCACUCAAGGCUCUUAAUGAGAGACUACAAAAACUGGAGCAAACAACAAGCUGGCCAUCACUAGAUGGACCUGAAGGAAAGGACCCAGACAGUCCUGUUAGUCCAGUGAAUGCAGUUGAUGAAAUGCCUGAGAUUGUGGUGGAUCAGGGUACAACGAAAAGGACUGAGGGAGUACCAAACAGCUCUAGUGUACCUACGUAACACAGAUACCAUCAACUUCCGCUAAUAAGCCCUGACCUUGUACAUGUUCGUAAGGAGUUUUAGAAAGGCUUAUAAAUGGAGGGGCUUAUAUCCUAGGGGUCUUAUAACAGGAAGCGCUUUGAAAAAACCUAUAGUAGUGCCGAUUAUGGUCUUUUAAAUUCAUUUCAAUAAAUUUGAAGGGUGGAUGGCUUAUAAUUUGAUGAGAUGGGUGUGAUAAUUUUUUUUUACAGGAAGGUUGGUCUAUAACUGGGGGGGAUUACAUGUACAAGUGUCGGGGCUUAUAGACGGCAGUUCACAUUAGGGAAUAAUGGUCCUGAUAUGAACUUUGGUCUGUAUCACGCAAUUCCAUAAUUCAAAGGUUACUGAAAUGCCACUGAAAAAAUAAACAACAAAGAAACAAAGCAACCAACAAUUAAGCGAGCAAGUUUAUUGUCUUUUCAUAAAAAAAGUGAGCACAGUUUACCGAAUAUAGGCAAAAGUAAGCACAAUUUACGGAAUGUGGGCUGAAUAUUAGUUGGCAAUGUUUUUACCAAAUGAAAUAUGCGUUGUGACAGUAUAUGAGUCAAGACCUGCCUUGUUUCCAUGGUCCCCUCUAUUUGAAGGAGGAAGGAAGAGGAGUCUGGGAACUAAGUUGCCUUAGACUGCAAAGUCUGUAAGGUGAAAUUGUCAUGGAAGCCAUCUAGCUCUCAUCCAGCUAGGUGGUCAGAUAUUUUAGAAGAGUGUGCUUGAAGAUUUUUUUUUUUUUUCUCGAAAAAGGUAUUUAAUUUAUGGUGAAGAACAAUUUCAGACACGUAGUGUGAAGACUUUGCUAUAACUCUGUAUUAACUACUUCACGUUACGUCUUUCUCCUGUCUUCAACAACGAGUCAAAAUGAUGUGUCAUGAGCUCGAUAUUUUGACAAAUGUGUCUCAGAAAGUGGUCUGCUUUUGCAAUAUUUAAGUUGCCUUUCCACUAUUAAGUUGAACUGCAAUUUCAGACAUGCCAUUAGAAUCUUUUGCUUUGAGUUAAGCUUUGAGUUUAAACCACUCUCUUGUGCAUGCGUGUGUCCCCGUCUGUUUUUCAGUGUUGAGUAAAAAUAGCAAACUCGUAUCCAGGCAAAGGCACCGAGAAACGUUUUAAAGUAAAUGUGUCUGAGAUUGGUUGAAAACCUAGUGAAGUAAUAGGCUAUCGAAAGGGGAAAAAUAAAGUUAAAUUAAAGCCAAGGCCCUUGCCAUUGUGGAACUUCACUUGUGAUUAACCUACCGCGGAUGAGUGAGCGCAAUAGAUUUUGAUCAUUAGUAUUAAGUUUGGUGAAAUGUGAAGUUCGACUCUUGGCGUAUUUGUAGUUAUAAAACAAAAAAAGAUAAUGUCAUCUUGUAUAUACUGUCAAUUUAGUGUUCAUUCAGUGAGCACGUUCACGUUUCCACAAUUCACGCCCGGAAACAGGUCAGUGAUUGUUAGUCUGCCUGUUUCUGUUUAACAAAUCGGCGACAAUUUUCCAUGGUCCGUGCUGUUCAUCGACCGUGGAAAUGACGGCAAUAUGUUCAAAACUCAAGUGGAGUCACGAGCCGCAGGUGGGUGGUUUCACUGCAAAGUUUUGAACAUUUUGCCAAAGUUCGCCUAUGAUAUGGAAAAAUGAAUUGUGUAAAUGUCUAAUUCAAUAAAGGUUGCUUUGACAAUUGGUCAUUGGGAUUUGGGCAUUGGGCAUUGGGCAUUUGGGCAUACGUGAAUCUCACUACAAUGAUUUCCUUGAAUGACCGCCAAGCAAUAGCUUCCCAGCGCGCAUUUUCCCAAUGCUAAAGCAACCUACAUUGAAUCAGGUGUAUAUUACUGUUUGAAACACCUUCAACGGUCCAGUUUCGAGUUUGUUGUGAAUGUGUACGAAGAGCUGUGGACGCAUACUUAAAACGGGCAUAUAUAUAAGCUUAUAUUAGUUUCACCUGUCAUGAAAGCUUUCACGAAUACUUCCUUUUACUUUUUAAGUUUAGGCGCCCUCCUGCUGGUAUUUGAGAAAAUUUUACUUUAUCAAUGACGUUUAACAGGACUAAAUGGCUGACUCGUUCCCAAUCGUCUUCGCGCAACGCGCACGGCGGGAGCAGGGUGUGGUGGGAAGGGAGAAGAGAGGAAGACUCUCCCUCGCUUUUCUCCUUCCCAUCAUACCCUGCGCGCCACUAGGGAGGUUGUGAGAGACGAUUGGGGACGAGUCAGGGUAAAUGGAGCAAACAUGUACACAGUUACGUAUUGUGUGUAAUGUGACUGUAUAUAAAGUAAAAUACUAACAUGGUACUAAUUAAAUAGUAGCCACAAAGAUGAAUGGUGUAUUUAAGAUUUCGAAUAUGAAAUAAAGAGGUAAAUUACGUAGGUCUUUGGUGUGCGAACCUUAACUUUUUAGGGAGG
Messenger RNA from Porites evermanni, 11084 nucleotides. The record is from the annotation of a GenBank genome assembly. NCBI's taxonomy places the organism in Eukaryota, Metazoa, Cnidaria, Anthozoa, Scleractinia, Poritidae.